Messenger RNA from Acanthochromis polyacanthus (spiny chromis), 1772 nucleotides. It is a transcript of the gene rmp64, whose product is annotated as nucleolus and neural progenitor protein. Lineage: Eukaryota; Metazoa; Chordata; Actinopteri; Pomacentridae. Bases 1 to 921 code for a protein of 306 amino acids. Gene Ontology annotation, cellular component: nucleus. The transcript is spliced from 6 exons. The record is from RefSeq and is a predicted model, not a curated record. Gene Ontology annotation, biological process: positive regulation of Notch signaling pathway.
AUGAAGCUCGACGUUGCCCUGCAGGACCUGGCUGAUCUGUGCCCAAAUAAGGUUCAAAGGGUGAUUUUCCGUGGACUGCUGGUCAGCCUGUCCACUCUGUACCAGCGGCUCCUGGCAUUCCUCAAAGACGUAGCCAUCGCCCAGCCCAUGCCCUUCCUCACAGACUUCUCCCUGCCAGCAGAUAUGGUCCCACCCAAAGGACUACAAGAAAAGCAGCAGCAGCAGCAGCAAAAGAACUCUUCAGUUAAAGUCGGUAACCGGGAACAGACGAGGAAGAAUAAGGACGACCUGGGUGUUGCUGUUGAAAGAGAUCUUAGUUGUGACACUGACCUCAAGCCUUUUAUUAAGAUUUUCAAGAAUUUCACAAAGAGAAAUUCUUCCCCAGAGAACACACACGAGACUGAAAAGAAACUGAAGUUAAAGAAACUAAAGUUCAAGAAACAAGUGAGAGAAGCUCCAACUUUCACACACAUGGCGGCCCAUCUAGAGGAAAUGAUUCUGUGGUGCAAAUCCCAGAGGAUGGAGAAGGAAAAACGCCUCCUAACCUUCCUGCAGUUAAAGUGCCGAAAGAUGAAAUGCCUCGAGGAAGCAGGUUACAAUGUCCAGAGGAAGCUGCAGACCUUCAGACAGGAAGCUUGCUGGGCCUCGUCUCCUAAAAAGUCAGUGCCGAAGAGCUUUUGUUCCCUUUCUGCGAUGAGGAGAAAUGCUCGCCAGAGAAUUCGCCGGAUGUCACUCAUGUCUUGUGCACUCAGAACUGGUGUAAAAAAGAAACGGAUGAUGGGACAACAGAAAACGACUCUUUUAUCAGUGUCUGGACUGUCCAAGAAUAACCAGCAAAACAGGACUACACAUGAGGCAACACAUCCGACCACUGACAGCCACGAUGACAUAGAUGAUAUAUUUGCCUCAGUAGGUUUGUGAAAGACAAAACACAAACUACCCAGAACUGCUCAUCUCAGUGAACAGUAUGAUGCACUACUCUGUGAAAACAAAAAUGAUGGAACUGAAUUUGUAACGUGAACUGAUGAUUUUCCUUUUUUUUAAUGUUAUAAAGCCUAAAAUCUCUGUUGCUAACUGCACGCCUAUCUACUAUACCUGAUGAUGAAAAGCAAAAUACUUCCUAAAUCUGUUGCACCUCUGACUUAACCAAGCAUGAACACAACAAUGCUGGCUUAUUUAAGCAACACAGUCAUCAGAGAUAAACAAAAGGCCAGUGUAAGUUACUUAAACAGCAGAAAAUAAUACAAAAUUACCCCUUCAGGUGAUUGUUUUUUAAAAAAUCUUGUCAACAUGCUCAUAUGGCGUUUUUAAUAUGCUGGAAUCAUGAACAAAAUGGGCAGUCAAUGCCAUGGCUGAACAUUUCCACAUUUUAACUAUAGUGUACCAAUGGCAGUAUCAAAAACAUGGAUUCGGGCUUCCAGAGUUUCACACAUAACAAACCUUAAGAAACCAAUCCUGUCAACUUGCAAGUUGCCACUUUCCGUGUCGCUAUUUUUUAUUUUUUUCCAGAAUCGGUUUGUGGUCAGAUACAUGUACGACUGAAUAGAGGAAGCAGCGACGUCACUCAUCUAAAAAGUUUCAAAUAAAGAAGGGUUUGUUUUCAGCGGAAAAAAACAUACACGAGUUUUUUGAGGUUUAAUCGAUCCCUGGAGAGGGACUUUAAAAGUCAUGAAAUGUAACAGAAUGGUGAUGUAGUUUGAGGUGUUUUGUUUCAAUUUAAAAGAUUUUUAUUUUUUUGCCACUUGUGUAAUAAAACCUAGCCGCAUUACUGA